AUGGAACCCCUUGUGCAGCGCAAACGCAAUCAUGGAGAUGGUCUUUUUGCAUACUACAAACCAACUUCUGCCCCAACAGCAACACGCGAGGUUCUGAUGAAAAAAUGCGAUAGGUUGUUGCAUGAAAAAUUUGGCCACUCGGAUUACAAAGGGAAGCAGAAAGAAAUCAUCGAAGCCGCAAUAUCAGGGUUGGACGUAUUUGUCCUUGCACCGACAGGCAUGGGAAAGAGCCUAUGCUUCCAAUUGCCAUCUAUCGCAUCAGAGUACGGGUUGUCCGUCGUGGUAUCUCCUCUGCUAGCGCUCAUGAAGAACCGCAAUCUCCGUGAAAAAGGCGUCUCCGCUGUCUCUCUGACUUCGGAUACGGGCAAAAAAGAUAAGGCAAAGAUUUUCGCCGAUCUAUCCUCUCCAAGGCCGAGGAUUCGCCUGCUGUACAGUAUGUCCGCUAACGUAUUGGCUCAGCACACGCUAAAAAUGCCUAAAGCUACCCCGGAAAGGCUCUGCACACAGGAUGUCAUGCAACUGCUCGCGAUGGUUUAUAAACACGGGUUUCUGAAUAGACUGGUGGUUGAUGAGGCCCAUUGCAUAUCAGAAUGGGGACACGACUUCCGGGAAGAGUACAGAAAGCUAGGGACUUUUCGAGACAACUUCCCCCGUGUCCCCGUCAUGGCUCUGACGGCGACGGCAACGGACAAUGUACGGGACGAUAUUCUUUGCAGUCUCAAAAUGGUCGAGGACCGUCUAUACACGGCUAUCCAUCCAGCCAAUCGUGCCAAUCUCUUUUACGAGAUACGGUACACGUCCGGCCAAGAUUCCCUUGCGCGAAAGUCAGAUAUAUUCGAAUUUAUCAGUACGUUAUACAAGCGUCGUGGCCGUCCAUCAUCUGGGAUCAUAUACUGUCGACUGCGAAAUAUGUGUGACGAGCUAUCGCACUUCUUGAGAGCAAAAGGUCUCAAAGCCAGCUCUUAUCACCGUGGAAUCAAGUCGUCGGAGCUUGACGAGACGUUGAAACAAUGGCAGGCCGGGGGAGCGGAGAAAGGCAAUGUCGAUGUGGUUUGUGCUACCAUUGCAUUUGGGAUGGGUAUCGACAAGGGCGACGUCCGUUACAUCAUACAUUAUGACCUCCCCAAGAGUUUCGAAGGGUACUACCAGGAAACGGGUCGAGCAGGUCGCGAUGGUUUGCCAUCGAGAUGUGUUUUGUACUACACACGAGAAGACGCCUUGCGGGUGCGCGGUCUCUUGUCAAGAUCACAUGCAAAAAGGCAAGAUACUGCCAGAAUGAUCGGUGCUCCAGAACCCAGCCAGCGGACUGGAGACAGUUUCCAAGGGCUCGUCGAUUACGCCGAAGAUACCACAACUUGUCGGCAUGUUUUGAUAUGCAAAUACUUGGGUGAAACGAUUGAUACUGCGGAUGAGGGGCUGAUGAAGAGUUUAUGUGACAAGAUGUGCGAUGUUUGCAGAUACCCAGGAAAGGUGCGGCAACGCAAGGCAAAUCUCUCCAGCGUCGACACCUCUGCUUGGAUGGAUGACGGUUACGAAGACGAAGAUGAACUGGCUGACUAUUUUCAGUUCCCAGCUGAUCAGACGGCUCGAGAAGUGGAAGAGUCACGCUCACCCGCUUCCCACAACAUCAGCAUCAACACCGAUGCCGGAUCUGUCGGUUUCCAAAGUGCUAAACGAGCAUGUAGUGGCGGGGAGGUGCUUCCCGACUCGAAGAGGAUGAAACACAGCGUGCCGAAGCCUCCCGUGCCUCUAGUGACAAGGGCGUAUAGCUCUGCUAGCAGCCUCAAGAAACCAUUCAAAGUGCCGUUUAGAACGCCAUUCAAGGCUAGUUCAGAGACUGCCAAAGUCGAUCUUCAAUCUUGCAACAUAGAUAAUGGUGGUGCUGGCGGUUCGCUUGCUCAGAAAGAUGAAGAUCUGCCAGAUUCAGAUGACGUGCAGAUGUCGAACACUGCGGAAGAGUACCGUGGAAGUAACGACAGCAACAUCGAGAGUUUGAGCCAACCUACCGACCAACCACCACUCCCAGAGGUAGCCGUCGAGCUCGAAGCCAACUUCUCGCAGAAGAUUCCACUUCCAGUGCGCAUGAAAGCGUUUGGCUCCAUAUGCAAAGCCUUGUAUCAGGUACUAAGCGACGGCAGCUGUUGCAAUAAAUUUCAGGGGUCCGCCCUACCCACUAAUACGGAAGCAAGAGCAUCUGUGCUCGCAAAUGCCGCGAAAACCAUCGAAUUCUGUGCACAGACAAUGUCGGCGACGCGAUCUGGAUACGAUGACCGAGUGAACCAGAAGCUGCGUGCGAUACAGAGAUUGGGAGCCGUAACGGACAAGGUCGAUGGGGACGGGGACGAGGACGAGGACGAGACGGAUGUAGUGUUGGCUGUGAAGGAAGCGUUGGAUGAAUGGACAACGCGACAGGUUAGAGAAUAG
Messenger RNA from Pisolithus orientalis, 2424 nucleotides. RefSeq names its product P-loop containing nucleoside triphosphate hydrolase protein. Lineage: Eukaryota; Fungi; Basidiomycota; Agaricomycetes; Boletales; Pisolithaceae. The record is from RefSeq and is a predicted model, not a curated record. The transcript has 27 exons. Gene Ontology annotation, cellular component: cytoplasm; chromosome. Gene Ontology annotation, biological process: double-strand break repair via homologous recombination. Bases 1 to 2424 code for a protein of 807 amino acids. Gene Ontology annotation, molecular function: 3'-5' DNA helicase activity; nucleic acid binding; four-way junction helicase activity.